Molecule: messenger RNA, 2820 nt
Organism: Entrophospora sp. SA101
Lineage: Eukaryota; Fungi; Glomeromycota; Glomeromycetes; Entrophosporales; Entrophosporaceae
Source: the annotation of a GenBank genome assembly
AUGAAAAAAAUGAGAAGGUCACUUUCAACAAUUUUGCAAUUAACAAUUGAUAAUUUUGAUGCAAUCAGUCCCAGAUAUUGUAAUCAGACUUAUAUUGAAUCCAACGAUCCAACUAUGAUCGAAUCAGAAUUAAGAAGUUACAUUGGAAUACAUUGGCGUAUGGAAUCUAUUAAGGUCGAAAACUUGUCAACAUGUGCAAACGAUUUAAUCAGACUAAUAACAAAAUUUAAAAAUAAAUAUGACACUAAGGGUGUUUAUUUGGCUACAUGCUACCCUUUGUAUCCAAGAUAUGAAUCUCGGCCAACAACCUUUAGAGACUUGAUAAAUUUUCAUCGUGAUGCAGUGAAAAAACUGCUAGAUUCAGGACACAAGAUAGAUGAUUAUUUAUCAAUGAAUAUACUUAAAGAUAUGAGAAACGAUCCAAGAUGCAAAGAUGAAUUUGAAGGUCCUGGUAUUAUUAGAAUCAUAGAUAAAUUGACGUGUAUGAAUUUAACUGUUUUGAUAUAUAGUUCAGCACGUUGUGCCAGAAACUCCAGUUUCACCGCAAGAAUUAUCGAUGAAAGAAUAAACGCCCAUAAUAAUGAAUUUUUGGUUUUAACUGUAAUGACAAAGCUGAUUGUAGUGGCAAUUAUUGACGAUUUACAGCAAGAAUAUACUAGAUCAUCAAAAUUAUGUGUUUGGUUUCCAAGAACAUGGUGUUUAAAAAACUUCAUCAAACCAAAUCAGAUAAUAUCAAUAUCUUUGAUCUCUCCAAAAAAUGUUAACAACAAUAAUUCAAUAAAUAAAAAAUGUUAUCAUUAUGCAUCAGUCAAAUUUUAUUCAAAACGUUCAGAAUUAUUUAAAUCAAAUAAUUUAUUUCCUAAUCAAUUAAAAUUCCAUCUGCCCACGACAACGAUCACUUCUACUUCUACUAUCGAUAAUUUAUCACAAUUGAUGAAUAAUUUGAAUAUAAGUUCUUCUUCUUCUGCUUCAUUGGAUGUAAAUUCUAAAAUAAUGGAAAAAGAGGGUGAAACUGAAAUUGUUAUUUCAAGAUCUUUAGCUUGUAAUUUAGGUGUUUGUUCAGUUCAAGAUAAAAUUGAUAAUAUAAAAUUUCCAAUUAGUUUUAUCUUUGAAAAAAAGAUAGACAAUAUUCCAAUUGCAACAGAAGUGAUUUUAUCUAAACUAUCAUCACCACCAUCAACGCUGCCGUUAGGAACUCGAUUUAAACAGAUAAACUAUUAUUUUAAUCAAGAGAUUUUCAAGAGAGCAAAUCUUGGGUCAAUUGUAUCACGUGAUUCGAUUAUUUAUCAAAAUGGAUGUAAUGGAAUACAACUUUAUAAAGUAUCAAGAGUGAAUUCUUCUUUUAUUUUGACUGAUCCAGCUGAUUCUGUUGCGAGAAUUGCAGAAUCAACCAAAUUAGAAAUUAAUGUAAAUAAUAAUAAUAAUGUCGACGUUGAUGAUUUUAGAUUAUUGUUGAAUGGCUUCCCGGAUAAAUCAAAAUGGGUCAAAGAUAUUGUUAAUGAAAUUGGCAGCUUAGAUGAUGUGGUUACAAGCAUUAUCGAUCAAUUAUAUACAUUUGUGAUUACUGCAAUCAGUGCUAACAAUCAGGGUUCAAAAAAAAAAGUUUUCAAGAGGAGUAAAGGAAUUUUGUUAAUAGGAAAACCUGGCACAGGAAAAACAUCCUUAGCCUUACGUAUUGCGGAAACUUCUAGAUUGCCAUAUCUGAUAAUUAAUUGUCCUGAAAUAUUUAAAUCUGACGAAGGCAUAGUAGAAAAUAGGUUAUGUACAAUGUUUGAAUCAAUGAUGACGAUAAAUCCAGUUUCUAUUAUUAUAAUGGAUGAAAUAGAUAUAAUAUCUGAUAACUCUGCUAUUGUCAAUUCAGGUGUUGAAAUGAAAUUAUUUUCAGCUCUUAUAAAAAUUAUUGAUUCAAUUAAUGAAGAUAAUUAUUGUGAUGGACUUGAAAAAAAAGGACAGAUAUUUGUGAUAGGCACAACAAAUAGAUUUCAUGCCGUUAGUAAUAAAAUUUACCGUUCUGGUCGAUUAGAUCGUAUUUAUGAGUUAAAUAUAAAAACAUCUCAUCAAAGAUAUAAAAUAUUGGAAAUAAUUACAAAAAAAAUUCCAUUUGAAAAAGGAAAAAAAAAUUUAAUUUUAGAAAAAAUUAGUAAAACUACCCAUGGGUUUGUUGCAACAGAUUUACAAUAUUUGUGUAAACAAAUUCUUUCAGGUGCAAAAUUUUCAGUCGAUUUGAAUGAUUUUUAUGAAUCCUUAAAUAUAGUCAAACCUUCAAAUUUGAAUGAAUUCCAGACAAAGUUAUCAAUUAUAGAACCAUUUAAUGAUCCUAAUAAUGAAUUCUUUGAUUUUGGUAUUUCAGCACCAAAUGGGGUUUUAAUUUAUGGUCCACCUGGAGUAGGCAAAACUAUGUUAUGUUGCGCGAUAGCAUCUGAAAUUGAAAUAAAUUUUAUAUUAAUAGAGAGUUCACAAAUAAUAUCUAAAUUAGUUGGCGAAUCUGAAAAAAAUAUUUCAAAAAUAUUUUCAUAUGCAAAAUCCAAUUCACCUUGCAUUCUAUUUAUUGAUCAAUUUGAUAUAUUGGCACAAUCCCGUGGAAUAAAUUUUACCACUGAAAAUACAUCCGAAAGGAUUGUGACAAGUUUUUUAACAGAAAUGGAUGGAUUUUUCACUAAUAAAGCUGAAGACAAGUACAAAGUAUUAGUAAUUGCAGCUACAAAUCGACCUGAAGUUUUAGAUUUGGCUAUUUUAAGACCUGGGAGAUUAGAUCAACAUAUUUAUAUUCCGCCUCCCAAUAACAAGGUUCUAUUUAAUUAUAACUGUGUGAAAUUUUAA